Messenger RNA from Symphalangus syndactylus (siamang), 2709 nucleotides. RefSeq names its product UTP14A small subunit processome component (gene UTP14A). NCBI's taxonomy places the organism in Eukaryota, Metazoa, Chordata, Mammalia, Primates, Hylobatidae. The record is from RefSeq and is a predicted model, not a curated record. Gene Ontology annotation, biological process: rRNA processing. Gene Ontology annotation, cellular component: small-subunit processome; nucleolus.
ACCAGAGAAAUACGGGGUGGGUGGAGAAAGAAAAGCUCCACCCGCUGACAGCCGUUUCAUCUCCGGCCUCCCAGUUUUGUGCGGGCCCCUCCCGACACGGCUCCUGCUUCUCUCACGCCUCGUACGGAACGGAAAUGACGUGUGCGUCGCGAGCGAUUGACGGAAACAGAAAUUGCUUUGCGGCCGGCACGGAAAUUGCUUUCCUUCGGCUUCCGUUCUUGGUCCAUGUGAGAGAAGCUGGCUGCUGAAAUGACUGCGAACCGGCUUGCAGAGAGCCUUCUGGCUUUGAGCCAACAGGAAGAACUAGCGGAUUUGCCAAAAGACUACCUCUUGAGUGAGAGUGAAGAUGAGGGGGACAAUGAUGGAGAGAGAAAGCAUCAAAAGCUUCUGGAAGCAAUCAGUUCCCUUGAUGGAAAGAAUAGGCGGAAAUUGGCUGAGAGGUCUGAGGCUAGUCUGAAGGUGUCAGAGUUCAAUGUCAGUUCUGAAGGAUCAGGAGAAAAGCUGGUCCUUGCAGAUCUGCUUGAGCCUGUUAAAACUUCAUCUUCUUUGGCCACUGUGAAAAAGCAACUGAAUAGAGUCAAAUCAAAGAAGACAGUGGAGUUACCUCUGAACAAAGAAGAGAUUGAACGGAUCCACAGAGAAGUAGCAUUCAAUAAAACUGCACAAGUCCUCUCCAAAUGGGACCCUGUCGUCCUGAAGAACCGGCAGGCAGAGCAGCUGGUUUUUCCCCUGGAGAAAGAGGAGCCAGCCAUUGCUCCCAUUGAACAUGUGCUCAGUGGCUGGAAGGCAAGAACUCCCCUGGAGCAGGAAAUUUUCAACCUCCUCCAUAAGAACAAGCAGCCAGUGACAGACCCUUUACUGACCCCUGUGGAAAAGGCCUCUCUCCGAGCCAUGAGCCUGGAAGAGGCAAAGAUGCGCCGAGCAGAGCUUCAGAGGGCUCGGGCUCUGCAGUCCUACUAUGAGGCCAAGGCUCGAAGAGAGAAGAAAAUCAAAAGUAAAAAGUAUCACAAAGUCGUGAAGAAAGGAAAGGCCAAGAAAGCCCUAAAAGAGUUUGAGCAGCUGCGGAAGGUUAAUCCAGCUGCGGCACUAGAAGAACUGGAAAAAAUUGAAAAGGCCAGAAUGAUGGAAAGAAUGAGCCUUAAGCACCAAAACAGUGGGAAAUGGGCCAAGUCAAAGGCAAUUAUGGCCAAAUAUGACCUGGAGGCUCGCCAAGCUAUGCAGGAACAGUUGGCUAAGAACAAAGAACUGACACAGAAACUCCAGGUAGCCUCUGAGAGUGAGGAAGAGGAGGGAGGCACAGAAGAUGUGGAAGAACUCCUUGUCCCUGAUGUAGUGAAUGAAGUGCAGAUGAAUGCAGAUGGGCCGAAUCCCUGGAUGCUCAGGAGCUGCACCAGUGACACCAAAGAGGCUGCAACCCAGGAGGACCCUGAGCAACUGCCAGAGCUUGAGGCCCAUGGAGUUUCUGAAAGUGAGGGAGAAGAAAGACCAGUGGCAGAAGAAGAAAUUUUGUUGAGAGAAUUUGAGGAAAGGCGAUCCCUUAGAAAAAGAUCUGAGCUCAGCCAGGAUGCUGAGCCAGCAGGCAGUCAAGAAACAAAAGAUUCCGGCAGCCAGGAGGUGCUGUCUGAAUUGAAAGCACUAUCUCAGAAAUUGAAGGAAAACCAUCAGUCCAGGAAGCAAAAAGCAAGUUCAGAGGGGACUAUUCCCCAGGUCCAGAGAGACGAACCUGCCCCAGAAGAAGAGGAGCCCCUGUUGCUACAGAGGCCAGAGAGAGUACAGACGCUGGAAGAGCUAGAAGAGCUGGGAAAAGAAGAAUGUUUUCAAAAUAAGGAGCUUCCCAGACCUGUGUUAGAAGGGCAGCAGUCAGAGAGGACCCCAAAUAAUCGCCCUGAUGCCCCUAAGGAGAAGAAAAAGAAGGAGCAAAUGAUCGACCUACGGAACCUCCUAACCACACAAUCUCCCUCCGUGAAGUCUUUGGCAGUUCCCACAAUAGAGGAGCUGGAAGAUGAAGAGGAGAGAAACCAAAGGCAGAUGAUAAAGGAAGCUUUUGCUGGGGAUGAUGUCAUCAGAGAUUUCUUGAAAGAGAAGAGGGAAGCUGUGGAGGCGAGUAAGCCAAAGGACGUGGACCUGACGCUACCUGGCUGGGGCGAGUGGGGUGGUGUGGGCCUAAAGCCCAGUGCCAAGAAAAGACGCCGGUUUCUCAUUAAAGCCCCUGAGGGUCCUCCAAGAAAAGAUAAGAAUUUGCCAAAUGUGAUUAUCAAUGAGAAGCGCAACAUCCACGCAGCGGCUCAUCAGGUACGAGUGCUUCCAUAUCCAUUUACCCACCAUUGGCAAUUUGAAAGGACCAUCCAGACCCCCAUAGGAUCCACAUGGAACACCCAGAGGGCUUUCCAAAAGCUGACUACUCCCAAGGUUGUCACCAAGCCAGGCCAUAUCAUUAACCCCAUAAAAGCAGAGGAUGUGGGCUACCGGUCUUCCUCAAGGUCGGACCUGUCUGUCAUACAGAGGAAUCCAAAACGAAUCACCGCACGUCACAAAAAACAGCUGAAGAAAAGCUCUGUAGAUUGAGUUGCUGGAGGAGUGACAGCCAGGAGCCCUGACUUCACUUCCUUUGGUCCAGUUUUACUCUGGUACAGGGUGGAUUCCAAAACUGCCUCAGUACAUUGCAUGUAGUUGAACCACAUUUUAAAAAUAAAGGCAUUUUUAAAUCUA